This is a messenger RNA of Diprion similis, 2677 nucleotides long. RefSeq names its product cyclin-dependent kinase 10 (gene Cdc10). Gene Ontology annotation, biological process: regulation of mitotic cell cycle; protein phosphorylation. The transcript has 6 exons. Lineage: Eukaryota; Metazoa; Arthropoda; Insecta; Hymenoptera; Diprionidae. Gene Ontology annotation, cellular component: nucleus. Gene Ontology annotation, molecular function: ATP binding; cyclin-dependent protein serine/threonine kinase activity. Bases 184 to 1416 code for a protein of 410 amino acids. The record is from RefSeq and is a predicted model, not a curated record.
GAGCGACGUCACAUCUGCUCAGAGCGUGUGUUUGGAUUCAAGUGAUUAAUUUACAUUUGUGGGAAAUUUACCAAAUGAGAAAAAUAAUAAGCUGAAUAAAAACUGUAAACAGAGCGUAACUAGCGAAGUCUUCUACUAGUCCAGCAUUGAGGGCAGUUUUUUUGGACCAAAUCGCUCAACAACAUGACGAAAGAAGGAAGCAUGGGCAAGAAGUCAGUGGAGAAUAAUGACACUGAUAAAAAAGCAGCCUCCGAGGCAGGACCAGAUCCAUCCGCACCGAUUACUCGGAGAGGCGUGCUUACUUCGUUUCUAACUGGAAAGCCGAUGGAGAUACCCGAACAAGAUAUCCUUGGCAAGUGUAGAUUUGUGUCGGAAUUCGAAAAGUUAAACCGAAUCGGGGAAGGCACAUAUGGAAUAGUAUACAGGGCGCGAGAUACCAAAACGGACAAAGUUGUUGCAUUAAAAAAGGUUCGCAUGGAACAUGAAAAAGAUGGAUUGCCCGUUAGCGGCCUGAGAGAAAUCAGUGUCCUGUUAUCAUGCAGGCAUGAAAAUAUUGUGCACCUCAAAGAAGUUGUGGUUGGGCGCAGCUUGGAAAGUAUAUUCCUAGCCAUGGAAUAUUGCGAGCAAGAUUUGGCCAGUUUAUUGGACAAUAUGCAAGCCCCUUUCUCCGAGAGUCAAGUCAAGUGCAUUGUACUCCAAGUAUUGAAAGGCCUUCGUUAUCUGCACCAUAAUUUUAUCGUUCAUAGAGAUUUAAAAGUUUCGAAUUUACUCAUGACCGAUAAAGGGUGCGUAAAAAUUGCAGACUUUGGGUUAGCCAGGUGGUUUGGUCUACCUUUGACCCCGAUGACUCCACGAGUAGUUACGUUGUGGUAUAGAGCUCCUGAACUACUUCUUCAAGCAAAAACUCAAACAACUUCGGUGGAUAUGUGGGCAGCUGGUUGCAUUUUAGGUGAAUUACUCGGCCACAGACCUCUGUUACCUGGAAGGUCAGAAAUAGCUCAACUAGAACUGAUAGUAGACUUAUUGGGGACACCCAGCGAAGCAAUUUGGCCUGAAUUCAAUUCGCUACCAGCACUGCAAAAUUUCUCCUUGAAACAGCAACCGUACAACAACUUGAAACAGCGAUUUCCGUGGCUAAGUGCAGCCGGUCUUAGGCUAUUGAACUUUUUAUUCAUGUACGAUCCAAAGAAAAGAGCUACUGCCGAAGAGUGCUUGCAGAGCAGCUACUUUAAGGAGGCACCCCUGCCUUGUGACCCAAAGCUGAUGCCUACAUUCCCACAGCAUAGAAAUAUGAAGAAGUCUAAUCAGGCAAAAGAAGUUCGCGAACCUGAAAAUUCAGUUACAGAUCAAACCAGUAACUUGCCAGCUAUUUCCGAUCUCCUUGGAUCUCUCGUCAAAAAAAGGCGCGUGGAAUGAGCCCCAAGCCUAGAAACUCUUACAUUUGAACUUCUUACUGGUAAAAGUCAGUAAGUCUGUUACACAGAACGCUACGAAAAUCUACAAUUUCUGUACCAAUUGAGGUAUGGAAACUAGCUCAAGUUGUCAGCCUCCCAGCUUCAUAUGGAGCUCUGGGAAAACCCACCUUUGGUAUGAGACGAGACGUGUAAUGCUGGAAAGAAAUUUACUUGGAGUUUUAUAACUGAUAUGGAACAAUGAAUUGGAAAAUAAUAUUCAGUUCAUGAAUUUGCGGCACAGUGUUCUUCUUUCAUCUUAUUCUUUAUUAGAAUAAUAUUUCACAAAAUAUAAGUCACAUAAUUGAAGGAUAAUAUCUAUGUAUUUGAUUGAAUUGGAUUUCAUCCAAAAUGUAGCCAAGCCUAAGCUUUCUUUGCCACAAUUGAUGCUUCGUAGCGUUUUUUGUACUCUCCUCGAGGAUCGUAUUUUGCAGUAAGCUUGUCCCAGUCUCUCGGCCGUUUCACUCUAAGAUGUUCUAUCACUUUUUCCGCCGUAGAUUUUUGUUUUUCGUUGCAUUUGCUGCAUUCCGAUGAAAGGGCGUCGGGUAAAGUCUCUGUCAAAGUCAAAAUAAAUGUAAAUAAUGGUUUUACCACUGUAAACAUGGCUGCAGUCAAAUACUUUCAAACGCAACAAUAUUCAUGCCACCGACAGUCCGAUAUGUGCUAGUUGCGUAUCUUUAUAAAUGGAAUACUGCAGCUCCGGGCACUAAAUUUAAUAAUCACGCCACCUGCUACCGGCGUGCCUAAAAAAUUUCCGCUUUAAACGGUCUAAUAAAAAGUUACAGCAAUACAAUCCACUAUCAAUAUCGAAUCGGACGAACACGUACCGCCUUCUUUGGCCUGCAAUAAAUCGCAUUAAAAGUUUUUGCACGUCAUGUAUUUAUUACGCACGUUAUACCCAUAGCCUUUUUAAUCAUUGGCACGAAAUACUGUGCCCAGUAAUUGAGCUUCUCGAAUUAUUUAUUCUUAUUCGGUUAAUUCAUUCUUUCUACGUGCGACAGGUUACAAUAUACGCAUUCAUAUGCGUCGCAUCAUUGAAGUCUUAAAUAUCUGAGCAACGUUAUGCGGACUGUUGGGGCAUCGGUCACAUAAUUUAAAACCUUAUUUCAGAGUUUAAUUCAAGCUGUAGAUUUAGGAAAAUGUAGGGUUCUGCAUCAUUUGCUUUCUGCAAUAAAAACCAUGGAAGCAACAACGAGAUACUGAAAAUAACAUGACUAUAACAUUUC